AUACAGAUGAUAUAAUGGCUGUGCUUUAAUGAUGAACUGAGACACAUUGACAAAUCAUCUUCUAAAAACAAAUAAUGAACUCACGCUGUUGCUGUGUGAUAUCUGGAAAUAAUGAAUGUCCACAAGGUCAAAUCUCCAGGUAUUAUAAAGGCUGGAGAUACAGGUGCUGUGUCUUUAAACAGCAGACACUGGCCAUAAAAGUGUUCAAACUUCACUAUCAGCACUUUAAACCCUCCGCCAGAUAAGGCUCCGGCUCAAAUCAGAGCAGAGCACUUGUGGUCUACAACACCGCCUUCAUCAUCUGUGCUGUUCGAGAUUUUUUCUGAGAUCUGAGGGAUUUUCUUGAAAGAUUCUUCAUUGCCAUGGAUAAUGAUGAUCAAUUCCUAAUAUUUAAGAUCUUCAUGCCUAUCGUAUCCUUCGGGAUGCUGUCCAUCUGCUGUGCUGGUUUCUGUAAAAUGUUCCAGCGGUUUCGUAAGGAGCGUAUAGAGCGCCUACAGGCUCAAGCUCGACAUAUGGAUAGGCCGUCCGUGUACGUCAUUCCCAUCACUUUAUCUGAGGAUGAUCUGCACAGACCCCCACGCUACAGCACAGUCCAGUUCUGUGAGGCUCCUCCGUCUUAUAAUGAGCUAAACCUGAAGCCUGAAGUGUCUCCUCUGGAACCUCCUCCUGAUUAUACAGAGUCCGUCUUUUCUUCUGGCUCAUAUUCAUGAUUUAUCAACAGAUCAAACUCACAGUAAGAGUUUUCCAGAGUACUUGGACUGGUUUGAAGAAAAAUACGGAUAACAUGGUAUCCUCAUGGUUUUCCAAGGACUGCUAUACAGUACAUGCUGGCUAUGCAAAGAUUGAAAUUAUGAAGAAAAAAGCCUCACAGUUAUGAAAUAAUUUGUUAAUAAAAACACCCUUAGUAAAUAUGAGCAAAGAAUAUAAGGAAAAAAAAUUAUUUCAUAUUUAGGAUCUUUUGCUCAAAAUAUUAACAAAGAAAUUAAGUCGUUCGAUUUUGGAUAACAGUAAGAGUUUUUUCUUUUUUUUCAAACCCUUUCAGAGAGUUUGUUGUGAUUUUGGUGAGGUUGGCUUGUAGUUUUAGAGACUUUUUGACUCUAAGAUUCAACUAACAUUUGCAGUUCUCCAGUCGUGAUUCUUGAAAAAAAUGUUUACCGCUCGAACCAUCCUAACAGUGCGUUUGAACAAAAAACACAUUGACUUUCAGCCAAUUCAUAACACCUACAACUAAGUUGCGCUUGUUAAUUAUUGCCAUAAUGAUCAAAAGGGAAAUUUUUCUGUUUUUUGGUAUUUUCUUUUAGCCACUUCCCAUUUUGUGAAGCUCAACAACUUUUUUUUUUCUUAAAACACAGCUCUGUUCCUUGGUUUUAACCACUGUGAUGAAUAACUGAGAGACUUUAGUCUUUGUGUUACCUCAUAUUUAUAGCCCUGUGAAAAAGGUGUUGGUAGAAGGAUUUUCUAUUUCUAGUCAAGAAAAUGUAUUUAAAAAACAGGAAUAUGCAUAUAAAUUCAUGGUAGAGCCAAUAAUUGUGACAUAUUUAUCUUACGUAUAUUUAAUGAAGACAUUUGUUUUUUGAUAAAACUGUGCUGUGUUUGCACAAGUGUUUGCUCUCAGUGAGAGCAGAAUGAUUUAUUCAUAUUUUGAAAUAAUAUCUUGAGCAAAAAAAAAAAAAAAACUUUUCAAACUUCUUUGCUUGUAAAUAUCUAGUUUACCAACAUCACUGGAGGGCUCUUCAUAAUAAUAUGUGAUUCUGUUGGGAUUUUAAACAUCCUACAGGGUUUUAUACAAAGUUUGUUUGCACAAUGAGCAGAAAUAACUUGUUUAAAUGUUUAAUAUAUAUUCUGUUUUAAUGAAUAUUUAUAAAUUGUGUACAUAGCUAAACUGUUUUUGUUCAUUUCAACAUUUCUUAUCUUUGUAAAUAUGAUGUAAAUUGUACAGCGAAAACUGUAACGAAUACAAUAAAACUGUUGUAUAUACACAGACCCUUAA
Danio rerio (zebrafish) is the source of this 1990-nucleotide messenger RNA. Lineage: Eukaryota; Metazoa; Chordata; Actinopteri; Cypriniformes; Danionidae. The record is from RefSeq and is a predicted model, not a curated record.